GGAUGGCUUCUUUUGUGGGCAAAAGCAGACAGCAAACAUAUCGCUGGUUCAUCAAUCAAUAAUCAUUGAACAAAUGAACGACCGACUGCGGAAAAGUAAGAACUCGAAGGGGUAUUUGUUGUGCAGCAAGUAAACAGAAACGGAAAGUAUUGGCAGGGAAAGUUGUCUCUAAUCUCUAAGAAAUUGUAAACAACAAAUGUUCACACUGGGGUUUAAAGUUCCCAUAAGCAAAAGGACACACUAGUUGGUGUCAGAAUAAUAGGAUGAAUCUUGUUAAAUGUGAAAAUGUUGCAUAAAGUUCCAUGAUUUAGUCAGAAUUUCUUAAUGCCUCAAUUAAGCCUUCCAAAAAUAGUUCUCCCUCUUCAAUGCCAACAAAAUUAAGUUCUUUGUGUGGGUUUUUGCACAUAGAAAUAUUGAAAUUAUACAAUAGAAAUCAAUCAACAUUUCUAUGCAAGAAAUUUGCAUGCCAAAUGACGUGCACAAUGCGACAAAAAUGUACAGAAAAUGCAGCCGAAUUCGCUGGCGAUGUGAUUUAUGGACAGCAAGCCAAGACAGCGCCAAGACAAGAUCGACAGACAGACAGACGGAGAGACAGCCAACAGGUCACAUUAAAGGAGGCGUGAAAGAGAUGGUCGAUGGUGCGGCGGGGGGCACAGCAAACAAGUCAAAUGUCAGAGGUGCGACCCACGAGAGACACAGUCAAAUAAUUGAGCAAUUAAUUAAACAGCGAGGAGGAGCAGCAAAAGCAGAAACACAAAUUAUAGAAGCAGCGGAAGAGAGAGAGAGAUGGAGAUGGAGAUGGAGAGGAGUAGGAAAACGGAGAGCUAGAUCUGACCAGGGGUUAAGCGGCUACUCUUUCGGGUUGGUAUAAAAGGCCGCAAAUCAUUGACGGGCAGCAUCAUUAACCCAACAACUGAAAAGCACUCAAGAUGCGUCUGUUUGUGACCCUUUGCACUCUGCUGGCCAUCGGCCAGGCCAAGCCCCAGCAGGGCUACAACUAUGGCAGCGGCCUCUCUGGCACUCUGACGACCCACAGCCAGGGCAGCCAUGGAGGCUCGGGCUUCCUCAGUGCGCCCAGCAACACCCAGAGCGCUGUGGCCUCCUAUGGGCCGCUGGGCGCCUUCCAGAGCGCCAGCGUUGGCUCGCUUGUGGGCAGCGUUGCGCCCCAGGUUGGCUACAGCAGCGGCGGCGGCAGCAACUACGGCAGUGGCUUCGGCGGCUCCUCCUCCUCGAACUUUGGCUGCGGCCGCAGCGCAGGCGUCUCCAACUUUGGCGGCUCCACUGGCGGCUUCACUGGCUUCGGGCCCAGCCCGAACAUUGGCUUUGGCGCCCUCUCGGGCUACCAGGCACCCAGCUACCAGCAGCAGCAGGAGCAGGAGGUGCAGCGCGGCUUCCAGGAGCCCAUCAUUCACAAGCAAUUCUUCACCGUCGCCGCACCCGAGGAGCACGAGAAUCUGGAGCGUGCCAAGCAUCUGGUGAUCGGUCGCCCGCAGAAGAACUACCGCGUGGUGUUCAUCAAGGCGCCGUCCUCGAGCAACGCCAACUUGAAGCUGUCGGCCGAGUAUGCGCCCAAGGAGGAGAAGACCGUCAUCUAUGUGCUGUCCAAGAAGGACAAUCAGCUGGAGGUCAACGACAUUGCCACGCCAGCGCCCACAGUGCCCAGCAAGCCGGAGGUCUUCUUCAUCAAGUACAAGACCGAGGCGGAGGCAUCCCAUGCCCAGCAGCAGAUUCAGGCUGAAUACGACAGGAUCGAGGGCACUUCGGAGCACAGCGAUGGUGGCGUGGCGCCUGCCCAGUCCGUGGUCGGCAUUCUGGAUGGCGGCGCCCUUGGCUCGGCCAGCAGUGGCAGCGCUCAGUACACUGGCGGCAGCUCUGCUGGCUACACCUCCUCCGCUGGUGGCGGCUCGACUGGGGGCUACACUUCCUCCGCUGGCGGCAGCUCUGGCGGCGUUCACAAGAAUGCCCAAAGUGCCACCUAUCUGCCGCCCAAUGGCAAAUAGAAAUGGCAAAAUCCAUGAGCCAAUAGCAUGAAUAACUCUUUUUUU
Molecule: messenger RNA, 2045 nt
Organism: Drosophila subobscura
Lineage: Eukaryota; Metazoa; Arthropoda; Insecta; Diptera; Drosophilidae
Exons: 3
Coding region: 930-2000 (356 amino acids)
Source: RefSeq, a predicted model, not a curated record